AGAAUACAUCCUGUCAGAAUUACUUGAUCACACCAAGCUUCAAUAAGGGCAUCCGUAAUUAUACGUACAGUCGUUUGCAUGUACUAUCGCCCUCGAGCAUUGACGGAACCCAAUCGAUGGACGGCGGUACUCCUCAAAACCGACCUACAGUAGCUCGAGAGGCCAAGGGGAAAAACAGAGCGCCUUCAGAGCCAGGGAGGUCAACCAACCCUAGCGGGGCUCAUCGACAAACAAAAGUAGCAUCCUCUCGUCAGAUAUCCCAUUCCGACAAUGUACAGCAAUUUUCGCAAGCGCUGAACUACAUGACCCCGACAGGCAAUUAUGCACAUCCACAAUCUGUCUUUGUUAUGGGGAAUAUGGCGUCCGCGCUGCCUAGCUAUCCGUCCGGUCCGAUCCAAUAUGAGCAGCAAAGUAUUCAGCAGCAGCAGUUUGUCCCUGUCUGUCCCAAUCCAGCCUCCAUGUACGGCAUGCCGCAAUUUCAGUCGUUCCCUGCGUCCGCACCCAACCCAAGCAUGAUGUUCCACGCUCCGUAUCCUCAGAUGUAUAUGCCCUAUGUUCAGCAACAGCAGCAACAUCCGGAUGCCACAAUUUCGGUCGCCAAUAACCCAAACUCUGGUUCACCCCAGAAUCCGAUGGGCGCGUACGGGCAUGGCUACCUUCAUCCAAAUGUGUAUGCGACGCAGGGGCAUCAUUCAAGACUUGCGAAUGUCUUACGCCCGUCUCCACAACUGUAUAAUCAAACCGAUCCGAACACGCGGAAAGCAAACGACGGUCGAUCAAAAGAGGAUAAAAAGCGGAUCACAAUUGUUGAUGGAUCGGCCCAGAUGAAAUCAUUCGUCACACAGGGUCCAUCAGCAGGUAAGCGCACACCAUGCUGCAAACUGUCUGCGGUAAUGGGAGAAGAAAAAGAAGAAGAGGAAAAGGGCAAAAAACUAACAGUGGUGGUUGGAUCAGCUGCUCCUAGGUCGAACCUGCCGAAAGGACCGUCGAGGAAACCGAAGCAAUCCGGCAAUGCCCUUUGGGUUGGGAAUCUCGCACCGGGUACAAAUAUCGUCGAGCUCAAAGACCAUUUUUCGCAAGAUGCUACAAAGGACCUAGAGAGCGUGUUUCUUAUUUCGAGAAGCAACUGUGCGUUUGUGAAUUACAAAACGGAAGAGGCUUGCAUCAAAGCUUUAUCAAGGUUUCACGACACCAGGUUACGGGGGGCGCGGCUCGUUUGUCGGGUACGUCGGGGUUUGAUGUCCCCUGGGCCGCACAGCGAGCUCACCGGUCUAGCAGACCAAUCUUCGAUGAAGGAGGCGGAGGAGAUGGUAAAGACUACCGGCACCGAAGAUGACGGACGGGAAGGUUCAUACUCCAUGCGCGUGCCUAACAGAUACUUUAUUUUGAAAAGCUUGACGGUUGAAGAUCUCGAACUCAGUUGGCAGAGUGGUAUUUGGGCUACCCAGACCCACAACGAAGAGAGCCUCAACCGGGCGUUCGAGAACGCAGAUAACGUUUACCUUUUCUUUUCCGCAAACAAGUCGGGUGAAUAUUACGGUUACGCUCGGAUGAUGUCAACGAUAAAGGACGACGAAAGCCUAACCCUUGAGAUGCCGCCACGGUCGGAGCAUCAUUCCUCCAACGAACCAGAUAGCCCCGAUGUCACCCCGGCGCCUGCAUCAAGAUCAGCGCCGAACGGUCGCAUCAUAAACGACGUCGCGCGGGGCACAAUUUUCUGGGAAGCAGAUACGUCGGAGGAUGAGGAGGGCCUCCCCCGACAGCAUAAGAACGCCUAUCAUCCUCCGAAUGAGCAGCAGAGUCAAGCCCCCGCUGAGCUUCAGCUAAUCGGAAAGCCAUUUCGAAUCCGGUGGCUCUCCACCGAAAGAGUUCCCUUCCACCGCACACGAGGCUUACGCAACCCGUGGAAUGCGAAUCGAGAAGUGAAAAUAGCUCGCGACGGCACCGAGCUUGAGUUCUCCGUUGGGGAGAAGCUGGUGCUUUUAUUCCAUCCCAAGUCCUCGGGAUGA
This is a messenger RNA of Aspergillus nidulans FGSC A4, 2009 nucleotides long. RefSeq names its product putative YT521-B-like splicing factor. The record is from RefSeq and is a predicted model, not a curated record. Bases 117 to 2009 code for a protein of 630 amino acids. Gene Ontology annotation, molecular function: nucleic acid binding; RNA binding. The transcript is spliced from 4 exons. Lineage: Eukaryota; Fungi; Ascomycota; Eurotiomycetes; Eurotiales; Aspergillaceae.